This is a messenger RNA of Pipistrellus nathusii (Nathusius's pipistrelle), 2037 nucleotides long. The record is from the annotation of a GenBank genome assembly. Lineage: Eukaryota; Metazoa; Chordata; Mammalia; Chiroptera; Vespertilionidae.
AUGACGGCGUCCCCGGACUACCUGGUGGUGCUGUUCGGAAUCACGGCGGGCGCCUCCGGGGCCAAGCUGGGCUCGGACGAGAAGGAGCUGAUCCUGCUGCUGUGGAAGGUGGUGGACCUGGCCAACAAGAAGGUGGGCCCGCUGCACGAAGUGCUGGUGCGGCCGGAGCAGUCGGAGCUGACGGAGGAGUGCAAGGAGGAGACCCAGAUCGACGCCGACAGCCUGGCCGCGGCGCCGCAGCUGGACCAAGCGCUCCGGCAGUUUAACCAGUCCGUGAGCAAUGAGCUCAAUAUCGGGGUGGGAACCUCUUUCUGCCUCUGCACGGACGGGCAGCUUCACGUGAGGCAGAUCCUGCAUCCGGAGGCUUCCAAGAAGAAUGUAUUAUUGCCUGAAUGCUUCUAUUCCUUUUUUGAUCUUCGGAAAGAAUUCAAGAAGUGCUGCCCCGGCUCACCUGACAUUGAUAAACUGGAUGUUGCAGCAAUGACAGAGUGUUUAAAUUUUGAGAAGAAUAGUUCAGCGUCCCGGUAUGGAGCCUCUCAAGUUGAAGAUAUGGGGAAUAUAAUUAUAGCGAUGAUUUCAGAGCCUUAUAAUCACAGGUUUUCAGACCCAGAGAGAGUCCAUUACAAGUUUGAAAGCGGCACUUGCAGCAAGAUGGAACUUGUUGACGACAACACGGUGGUCAGAGCCCGGGGUUUGCCAUGGCAGUCUUCGGAUCAGGAUAUUGCAAGAUUUUUCAAAGGACUCAAUAUUGCCAAGGGAGGCGCAGCGCUUUGUCUGAAUGCCCAGGGCCGGAGGAACGGAGAGGCGCUGGUGAGAUUUGUGAGCGAGGAGCACAGAGACCUCGCCCUGCAGAGGCACAAACACCACAUGGGGACCCGGUACAUAGAGGUUUACAAAGCAACAGGUGAAGAUUUUCUUAAAAUCGCUGGUGGUACGUCCAACGAGGUAGCCCAGUUUCUCUCCAAGGAAAACCAGGUCAUUGUCCGCAUGCGGGGGCUCCCGUUCACGGCCACGGCGGAUGAAGUGGUGGCCUUCUUUGGACAGCAUUGCCCCAUCACGGGGGGGAAGGAAGGCAUCCUCUUCGUCACCUACCCCGAUGGCAGGCCCACAGGGGACGCCUUCGUCCUCUUCGCUUGCGAGGAGUACGCACAGAACGCACUGAGGAAGCAUAAGGACUUGUUGGGUAAAAGAUACAUUGAACUCUUCAGGAGCACAGCAGCUGAAGUUCAGCAGGUGCUGAAUCGGUUCUCCUCGGCUGCUCCUCUCAUUCCACUGCCAACCCCGCCCAUUAUUCCGGUUCUACCUCAGCAGUUUGUGCCGCCCACCAACGUCAGAGACUGCGUCCGCCUCCGAGGGCUUCCCUACGCCGCCACGAUCGAGGACAUCCUGGACUUCCUGGGCGAGUUUUCCACGGACAUCCGAACGCAUGGCGUUCACAUGGUGCUGAAUCACCAGGGCCGCCCCUCGGGAGACGCCUUCAUCCAGAUGAAGUCCGCGGACAGAGCGUUCAUGGCCGCACAGAAGUGCCAUAAAAAGACCAUGAAGGACCGAUACGUGGAAGUCUUCCAGUGUUCAGCUGAGGAGAUGAACUUUGUGUUAAUGGGGGGCACUUUAAAUCGAAAUGGCUUAUCCCCGCCGCCAUGCCUGUCUCCUCCCUCCUACACAUUUCCAGCUCCCGCCGCGGUCAUCCCCACCGAAGCCGCCAUCUACCAGCCCUCGCUGCUGUUGAACCCGCGGGCCCUGCAGCCCUCCCCGGCGUACUACCCGGCGGGCACGCAGCUCUUCAUGAACUACACGGCCUACUACCCCAGCCCCCCAGGUUCGCCCAAUAAUCUUGGCUACUUCCCUACAGCUGCUAAUCUUAGCGGUGUCCCAGCACAGCCUGGCACGGUGGUCAGAAUGCAGGGCCUGGCCUACAAUACUGGAGUUAAGGAAAUUCUUAACUUCUUCCAAGGUUACCAGUAUGCAACCGAGGAUGGACUUGUACACACAAAUGACCAGGCCAGGACUCUACCCAAAGAAUGGGUUUGUAUUUAA